Volvox carteri f. nagariensis is the source of this 5742-nucleotide messenger RNA. RefSeq lists its product as uncharacterized. The coding region runs from base 1 to 5742 and encodes 1913 amino acids. Gene Ontology annotation, molecular function: phosphatidylinositol deacylase activity. The transcript has 18 exons. Lineage: Eukaryota; Viridiplantae; Chlorophyta; Chlorophyceae; Chlamydomonadales; Volvocaceae. The record is from RefSeq and is a predicted model, not a curated record. Gene Ontology annotation, cellular component: endoplasmic reticulum. Gene Ontology annotation, biological process: endoplasmic reticulum to Golgi vesicle-mediated transport; GPI anchor metabolic process.
AUGAAGCUCGCGGUUCUGCUUGCGACUACUGCGGCGAUGCUAGCAUGGUGCGGCGUCCAACUCUACCAUGUUUUGCAAUCCCAGCAAUCAUGCGAGAUGACCUACAUGUAUGCGAAGUACGCUGCCGUCGAGAUGCCACCUGAGACAGCCGGCCUCAAGGUUUCAUCAUCUGGCCCCAACGGCUCAAUAGAGGUUUCCGCAGUCAUGAUGCAUACCGCUGCACCUACCUCGCCACUACCCGACUGGGCAAAGGAAUUCUCUACUGUGGCCAAUCGGGUUGUGGUUGCCGUGAAUAACUUGAGAAACUCCAGAUACCGACUAUGGCGGUACACGGGCGAUGACCAAGGGGCCAUGUGGACUCACACGCCGCACGGGGUAAUUAAUCUACCGAGGCGGCUCCUCAUCCACGUAGCUUUGGCAGACAACCUACCCCUGUAUUGCGGCCAUGCGAACGUGCGCGCGGCGAGCAUGACAUUGAACGGUGUAUCUUACUAUAAGCAGCGCCGCCUGACGGUCUCCCCGCUGGCUGGAAAACGUCUUGAUUGUUUGCUCGCAGAUGGUGCGCGGCGGGACUUGGGAUCCACUUGUCGUAUGGGGAAGAAUGUCUCAUGGCUCAAUUAUAAGCCGCAAGUUCUCAGAGCAAAAAUAUGUGAGCGCGAAGUCUUGGCCAAGUCGAUUGACGAGUUCAGGGACAAGUACAUUGACACCGGGGACGGGGACUGCGUAGCUUUGCCCAAGCCGGUUCGCUCGCUGGCCUCCGAAACCGCCCGCCGAAGCUCCCGUCUGGGAGUGCGCUUUUUGGACCCGGUGGACGUGAUCUGGUACAUGUUGGAUCUGGAGGGCGAGUGGUCGGCCUUCGACGGUGAUAUCCUGGAGAGACAUGUGAAGUUCACGUUAGCGGCAAUGAGGCACCUGGCAGCCAUCCACAACAUAAUCACCCCCAGUAGUGGUGGGGCCGCCGACACCAACACCCGCAGCACCACCACCGCGGGCUCGAGCGGAGGGCGCCGGCCUCUGCAGCUGCACCCGGGUCUGGUGGUGGUGGGACAUUCUAUGGGAGGAGUGGUGGCGGCGGAUGCACUGGCGCGAGCGGCAGAGGACCCGGAACUAGGUCCGUCCCUCGCCUCGCUGCUCGUGACGCUAGGCUCGCCCCACGUCCGACCACCUGCACCCGGACACCCGUCCCUCCAACGUUUCUACACGCGGGCAGCCGCCCGACCGCGCCCCGUGGUUCCCGUGGUGGCCAUCGCGGGAGGCGCCGCGGACGUCCAGCUAUCACUAAUUGCCCCUGCCGCCGCCGCCGCAACCAUAGCUUGGCGCUGGCACUACCUGUAUGCUCUCGUGGGACACUCGUGCCAAGACUGCAACCGCAAUGCAAAGGCGCCGGCCUGCUUAUCUUCCUGUCAGGCACUACUGGUAGAGCACCCACCAAUGCCCCCGGGAGAUCGCGGGAUCGAGACCUGUCAGGGUCGAAAAUCCUUCCGAUGGUGGAAGGUGGCGGCGGCGCUCACCGAUCCGGAAGGUCUUGCACCACAGACUGCUACUUACUCGCCGCACCACUGGCGGCGCGGGCCCGCAGCUCCCCUUCACUGUCCUUCCGCAGCGGCUGUUGUCCUGCAUGCUUUCACUGUACCAGGGGCUGCCAGGGGCUAUAUUCCGUUUUCCACCUCUGAUUAUUGGUGGUUCUUUGUGAUGCUCAUCUUUUGCUCGCCUUUAGGGCAGCUUCACUGCGGGUUUUGCUGUCGCCACAUCCCCUCUCCUUCCGUUGCCGACCCUGUCGUCGCUCUCAGGGCAUGUGGCGGCGGCUGGUUCUUUCCGAGCUGCCAGGCGGCUGGUGUCCCUCCCGCCACAACGGUCUGGUGUGGUGCAACCAGCUUGUGGUGGCAUUUGGGCAGGCGCUCGUGGAACUGGCACAGCCGUACAGCCGUGAAUUCCGCACCCCAUUUUGUGACGUCCCUUAUGCCGCACCUUUGUAAGGACGCAUUACCGGACCUGGCGGCGGUGCGCAAUGCAGCGGCUGCAGCGACCACCAGCAGCCGCCGUCUUACCCACGAAGAGGCAUCCGACCGCUCCGCCGCCGAAGCCCCGGCCGCCUGGGCGGCCGCACAUGGACUGGAUGCAGCGCGAAUCGUAACGGAAGGCCUUUCUCACGAUGAUGCCGUCGUACAGCCUCCUAAUACGGGGCGCUCCUGGGAUUGGGCAUUACGGCGGCUUGACCAGCACUUGGCACACCCUGCACAGUCGUACAUGGCGGCGGCAACUGUGGCAGCGGCGAUGCCGCCGUCGCCUGGCCUACGGCGCCAAACGCGACGGGCUCAGGGUGUGGGGAACGAUGGCCACAGCAGCAGAGUUGAUGGCAGUGGAGAGGGUACCGGGGGCAUCCAUGGGACGAAGGUCGACUCGGAGGAGAUGCCGGAGCGAGAAAGGAACGAUUUGGAGGGCGUGGGCGAAGCAGGGCCCUUGCUCCGGCUGGCUCAGCGGGCAUUGACGCCUUCAGCGGACGGCGGGGCGGCCUGUGGUGGCGCCAACUUGGCCUGGUAUUUACAGUACGGCGAUCCACAGCGGCUGAAGCCGGGCGAGGAUGGGCAGGCGACGCUACGUCUGCUGCCGAGUGACUUGGAGGGUGUUCCCGGCUGGGGCCGCAUGUACUCCUGGGAUCUGACGGACGGAACGGGACCCAUGGGUCGGCGCUUGGGUGAGGAGGGUCCCCGAGGCUGGGCAGCCGUUAUCUCCGGAUCCAACCCCUGUUCAGCGUUCCGAGCCUGGCUCAGUGUCACGGUGGACUAUGGCACGGUUACUGGCAGCCCUGCCGCAGCGACGGCGCCAGGUGAUCAAGGGAGUAAAUUGCAGGAGAAAUUGCAGACGGCAGCGCGGCGGGCGCUUCCCGCGCGCAGUCGGUCGGUGCGUCACGACGUGGAGGUGACGGGGUUUGCGGCGCCAUUGCCCGCGGUGUCCGCGGCGGGCGGAUGGCGAACUCGGCUGCAAAGUGAGUGGCAACUCAUCAACCAGGGCCGGGAGUACCAGUCGCGAGGUGGCUGGCUGCUGCUGCUGCCCAACUCGUUGGUGCUACCGCUGCUAGAGCGGACCGGCACACGGAACAGGGAGCAGGAAAACGCUACUGCUGGCGAUGGACAGGAGGCCGUGGUGGAAGUGCAGUUGACGGUUUGGUUAGCGGAGCCGUCGUACAAACCCGCAUUCAGCUUUGUAGCACAGACGCUGGCACCAGUGUCCGGAAGCGGCUCGGACGUGGCGGGACAUACAUCGCAACGACAUCCGGAGCCUCUACGUUUCUGCCUCCCGGAGGUUCCGAUGGGGCGACUGGUGGCCAUGGCCGGAAACCUGGGGAAGACCUGGCAGGCACCACCACCACCGUCACGGCCACUACCACCACAGCAGCGCCGGCAGCUGUUGGUCCCGUUAGAAGUGCCGUACUUGACUAGCAGCACGUACGAUAACCGGGCCCCUAACCCUGUGGCGGGUAUCCUGCGAUGGUUGGGGCUGUACAAAUACACUGCAGUACGAAUAACUCGUCUGGACGCGGAUGGGCAACCGGUAGUUGAGCUUCAAAGAAGUGGGAGCAGCAGCGGUGGCAGAGCUUGGGCAGACGCCAGAAGAGCAGAUGGCGGUGGCAGCGGCGGUGGCCGCGGCGCCGUGCAGUGUUUCUUCCCGACUGUUGUUCUUGUCGGCGGCGGUAAUUGUUCCUCUGGCACCCGCAUGGCAAGUCUCUUACGGAUCAGCACCAACCGCACCCUUCACAGCCUGGAGCCAUGCACGACCGACCCAUCAGGCUGUUCUUCCGUGACUGCGAUCCUGGAUCCAGCCUGCCAAUACAAACUGGACCUCGUGCCCUACAUGGUGGAGCGCCUGGGCCCCCUCCUGCUAGCCCACGUGGGGCACUUGUGGCUGUGGGCACAGCUGGCGGCGUUGAUGGCCGUGGCGGCGGCGGCGGAGGCAGUUUCGAGAUCGACGGCAGUGAUGGCAGCGAUUGCGAGGGAAGCACCAAGGCCUGUGGUGGCGGGGACAGUACCAAGCGGGCCGACUUCAGUAGUGAAGCGGUCGUCCUCGGAUUCCGUGAAGGAGCCGGCGGGAGGGCUAUCUUUGAGAGGCCGCUGGCGGUUUUGGAGCUGGAUCAUGAUCCCUUGGGAUGCUGUUGGCGUACUGCAGGUCUGGUUGCCAGGGCAAGGCGGAGGGCGGGCCCCGGCACUGUUUCUGAUCACCGCUGCUGUGGCCACCGUCGCCACCUCGUUGCUGCUGCACACUCCCUCGUGGCCACAGCCGCAUCUGCCUUCCGAGCUGCCGCACAAACUGCAGCCAGCCAACAGUGCCGAUGACAACGGUUUUGGUGAGAUCUGGAACCUCAUCCAGCGCCUAAGCACCCUCACUUGGCCUGCCUUACGGAAGACGGCCCAAGUAGCCGGUCUGUGCCCGCAGCCACACCUGCACAACUGUGGCUGGUCCGCCUUGUCAUCACGAGGAAUAAUGGGCCUGGGACUGCUAGCCCCUCUUGCCGCAUCGCUGUCACAGCAGAUGCCACUGGGGUUGCAAGGUCUGCUGGCUCCGUUACUGCCGGAUCAGCCACUGGUGGUCCUUCCUGAGGCAGCUGCAGGCGAGUUCCUCUCCGUCUUGGACCGGCUGGCCCUGGCGGCCACCUCGACACUGCUGGUCUGGCUGAUAGCGGCAAUCCUGCAGGGUGCCAUUGCAGCGGUGGCGAUCCCGGCAGCCUGUGCUGCAGCCUGCUCAAAACUGCUCGUCUGGCUGCUGUACAGCAUUCUUUAUUGGCCGUUGAUGCUCGUCGGACGUCUGCAUCGCAUUAUAAAAGCGCCAUUGAUGUUCCUCCGACGGCUGGUGCUCUGGCCAAAGGACAGGAGUUGCAGCACUGCUGCUGCUGCCGCCACCACUGCUUGGGAGGCGGCGGUGCGCCGCAUGAUGAUAUUGCUAGUGCCGCUGGCGGCCCUCACAGUUCUGUCGGGAGCACCGUCAGCGAUCCCCAGUCUGGUGCUGUUGGUGUCCGUCCUCAACCUGGCCAUGUCCCUCAGUGUUGGCCAGGUCACACCCCAACCGGGGCCAGCAGCUGCUGCAUCGACAGCCAUCCAGCUGGAGUCGGCGGCUUCCUUGCAGCUGGCGGAGCGGCGCUGCUAUGUGGCGUGGCUGCUGUACUACGCCACGUACGGCACCUGUGCUGCACCGGCGGCUGCAGCGGCCCUGCGGUGUGUGGUGCGGCGGCCGGGUGCUGUGGUUGACCUGUUCUCUGCUGUAGCCGGGGUAAUAGCGUGGGUCCUGGAGCGGUGGUGGGAAGGUCAGGGCCCACAGAUGGUCCAGUCAGGUGUACGGGGGGCGCAUGAAUCAAUGGUAAGAACUGCAGUAGCAGCACAUCCGCAUCUCGUCAAGCUUCUCUCCAGGCCAGUGCAGGCGCUGGCGUGGGGCCUAGAGACGAUGUAUAAAGGGAGGGGCAUUGAAGUGCUCCAUGAUGCACUGCAUGGGCCAAUGAGCACAGCGGCACCGGCCGUGGUAGCAUGGCCUCUCUCAGUUGGAGCAGCGGGGUAUGUCUUGGCAGCUGCACAUUGCAUGCUAUUAGCUUCGCAGGCUGCAGCCGGCAGGCCUUGCUCAAUGCUGAAGCUAUCCAAGUCCAAAGGUGCACAGUGGUGUGGGCGCUGCCAGGAGGGUGGGGAAGGGGUCCUUGAUUCCAUUGUGAGCACCAGCGCUUCCAACAUGCACUCGUGGAACGCCACCAUACCUUCUUAA